Messenger RNA from Moneuplotes crassus, 1377 nucleotides. The record is from the annotation of a GenBank genome assembly. Lineage: Eukaryota; Ciliophora; Spirotrichea; Euplotida; Euplotidae.
GUUUAAUAACAAAGAAAAUGAGAAAUAAAGAAACCCCUGAAAAGAGUGAUAGAAUAUUUGACUUUGCAACAGAAGUCAAAGAGUCGAUAUUUGAGACACCAGGUCAACGGAAAAGCUUACUUUCGUUGAGACAUGACUCAAGCUAUGGGACUGAAGGGAGGUUUUCAACUCCACUAGACAGAUUUAAGCGUAACUCCUUGUCUAAUAAUCUGUCUUCUCCGUAUGAGCAAAAAGCAUUCUCAUCAGGAGAAGCAAUGUGGAAAAUGCGAAUGAAGGCGGCAGAUAAAGGAUCCAUACCUUAUGAUUACAGAAACUCUUCUGACAAGAAGUCUAGUGUAUCUCCAAUUCGUCUUAAAAAUGACCUUAUAAAUAUUGAGAGGAUAAAAUAAGCAAAUCAGAGAAAAAGCUGUAAGCUUCAAAUCCUCUAGCAAACUCCAGGAUAGCAUCGGGAUUAAAUCUGAGAGGCAGAUAUCAGACCCUAAGAAGCUUCUUGAUGAAUUCAUGCUCCCUCAUGCUACAAUAAUGGCGUGCAGCAAGAAGAAGAAUGACGGUCAGACCCUUACUUGGAGAAAGAAGGCAAAGAUUGUUAGGAAGAAGGUAGUUUCUGCUCAGAAGCCAGAUUUACAAAAGAAACCAAUUAAAAACUCAUUCACAAUCAAUUUUAAAUAAUAAGCAGAAAGGAUCAAAAUACUGAGUGAAGAAGAAAGUCUACCUCUCCAGAAAUCGAGUCAGCCAGGAUAAAGAGAAAGAAGCCAGACUUGUUGGUAGUUCUCUAAAGGAGAAAUCUGACCAGGGACCGCCUCAGAAGAAAUAUUUCACUCCUCAGAGGUCAAAGAGCUGACUUUCUCCAGAAAGAAGUUCUAAAAAUCCGAAGAAGUAUAUCAGGACUCCAAUAAUAGUAAGAAGGUCUCUUACUGAUAAUUGUAUCAGUACAGAUGAUUCCUCUAACUUUAUGAACUCUCCUUUAAGAAGAAAGGAUCUUCAGACCUUUAGUGAGGAGAAAUUUGGAAAUAUUUACAAGAGGUCUAACUCACAAAACUUGUCAAAUAUCAAGUCUAACUCCUCCUAUUUCUUUACUGAGGGACUUAGGAAGGCAUGCAACUUUGGAAAGAUUCCAUUCAUCGGACUGAAGGAAAUUAAGAGAAAGAAGAAACCUCAAAAUGUGUCAGACAGUAAUGUUGAACAAGUUGCUCAAAAGACAGACCCUGAGUUAGAUGAGAGUUUCAAAAGAGUGUUUGACCAAAACUUGGUCAAAAAGACUACCAGGAAGGGCGAUAGGAUCCACAGAGACAUCCUUCUUGAUAAUUACCUGUUUAAAAGGAAAAAGAAGAAGGAAUUUUCUCAGAACUCUUUCAAGCUAUAAAAUUAAAAGAUUUU